CCUUCUUCCGCUCAUGCCUCGACAUGCGGGAGAUCGAGCGGCUAGGGCCGCGGCCCAUGCUCGAGGUCAUCGCCGACUGCGGGGGCUGGGACUCGGCGCGCUGGGACCUGAACCGGCUGCUGUAUAAGGCACAGGGUGUGUACAGCGCGGCCGCACUCUUCUCGAUCACCGUCAGCCUGGACGACAGGAACUCCUCCCGCUAUGUGAUCAGAAUUGAUCAGGAUGGGCUCACUCUGCCGGAGAGGACCCUGUACCUGGCUCAGGAUGAGGAGAGUGAAAAGGUCCUGGCGGCCUACAGGUUGUUCAUGGAGCGCCUGCUCAGCCUGCUGGGUGCUGACUCAGUGCAGCAGAAGGCCCAGGAGAUCCUGCAGCUGGAGCGGCAGCUGGCCAAUAUCACCGUGUCAGAGUACGACGACCUGCGGCGGGACGUCAGUGCCAUGUACAACAAGGUCACGCUGGGCCAGCUGCAGAAGAUCACCCCCCAUCUGCGGUGGAAGUGGCUGCUGGACCAGAUCUUCCAGGAGGACUUCUCGGAGGACGAGGAGGUGGUGCUGCUGGCCACAGACUACAUGCAGCAGGUGUCCCAGCUCAUCCGCUCCACACCCCACAGGAUCCUGCACAACUACCUCGUGUGGCGUGUGGUGGUGGUCCUGAGUGAGCACCUGUCCUCCCCCUUCCGUGAGGCGCUGCAUGAGCUGGCUCGAGAGAUGGAGGGCAGUGACAAGCCCCAGGAGCUGGCCCGAGUCUGCCUGGGCCAGGCCAACCGCCACUUCGGCAUGGCACUUGGUGCCCUCUUUGUACACGAGCACUUCUCGGCUGCCAGCAAAGCCAAGGUGCAGCAGCUGGUGGAAGACAUCAAGUACAUUUUGGGUCAGCGCCUGGAGGAGUUGGACUGGAUGGAUGCCCAGACCAAGGCUGCUGCUCGGGCCAAGCUCCAGUACAUGAUGGUGAUGGUCGGCUACCCGGACUUCCUGCUCAAACCAGAGGCUGUGGACAAGGAGUAUGAGUUUGAGGUCCACGAGAAGACCUACUUCAAGAACAUCCUGAAUAGCAUCCGCUUUAGCAUGCAGCUCUCCGUCAAGAAGAUCCGACAGGAGGUGGACAAGUCCACGUGGCUGCUCCCCCCGCAGGCGCUCAACGCCUACUAUCUACCCAACAAGAACCAGAUGGUCUUCCCAGCAGGCAUCCUGCAGCCCACCCUGUAUGACCCGGAUUUCCCUCAGUCUCUGAACUACGGUGGCAUCGGCACCAUCAUCGGGCACGAGCUGACCCACGGCUACGAUGACUGGGGGGGCCAGUACGACCGCUCUGGAAACCUGCUGCACUGGUGGACGGAGGCCUCGUACAGCCGCUUCCUGCGCAAGGCUGAGUGCAUCGUGCGCCUCUACGACAACUUUACUGUCUACAACCAGCGGGUGAAUGGGAAGCACACGCUUGGGGAGAACAUCGCAGACCUGGGGGGCCUCAAGCUGGCCUACCACGCCUAUCAGAAGUGGGUGCGGGAGCACGGCCCAGAGCACCCGCUGCACCGGCUCAAGUAUACACACAACCAGCUCUUCUUCAUCGCCUUUGCCCAGAACUGGUGCAUCAAGAGGCGGUCGCAGUCCAUCUAUCUGCAGGUGCUGACGGACAAGCACGCUCCUGAGCACUACAGGGUGCUGGGCAGCGUGUCUCAGUUUGAGGAGUUCGGCCGGGCCUUCCACUGCCCCAGGGACUCGCCCAUGAACCCUGGGCACAAGUGCUCGGUGUGGUGAGCCCGCUGCCCACCGCCCGCGCGCCCCCAAUGUCCUGCACGAACCUCCUCCUGCUGGCUGCCGGGCAGGCAUGCAUCCGGGCUGCCCCGCUCUGGGUCUCUGGCCUCCCAGCCCCUCCAGCCCAAGCCCCUGGACAGGCCUGGAGCAGGGGUGGGGUGGGCUCCAGGGGAUGUGGGGGACCAUCGCGUCCAGACCCCGCACCUCCGCCAUGUUCUUGCUGCUAUCUGGUCAAUA
Fukomys damarensis (Damara mole-rat) is the source of this 1988-nucleotide messenger RNA. It is a transcript of the gene Ecel1, whose product is annotated as endothelin converting enzyme like 1. The record is from RefSeq and is a predicted model, not a curated record. The transcript has 17 exons. The coding region runs from base 24 to 1754 and encodes 576 amino acids. Gene Ontology annotation, molecular function: metalloendopeptidase activity. Gene Ontology annotation, biological process: protein processing. NCBI's taxonomy places the organism in Eukaryota, Metazoa, Chordata, Mammalia, Rodentia, Bathyergidae. Gene Ontology annotation, cellular component: plasma membrane.